Molecule: messenger RNA, 3897 nt
Organism: Bursaphelenchus xylophilus (pine wood nematode)
Lineage: Eukaryota; Metazoa; Nematoda; Chromadorea; Rhabditida; Aphelenchoididae
Source: the annotation of a GenBank genome assembly
AUGACAUUUGCCCUGAGGCAAUUAGUGUUAUGGACCGGGUUUGUCACAGUGAUCGCUAUUCCACCCUCUCUUCCCAGCUCUAAAUUGGCUUUUCAACAGGAAAAUUAUGGUAAGCGAAAACGAGAUUUUUUAAUUUUAAAAACGUUGUAACUCUGUUAAUUCUGCAAAACGCGGUUUGAAAUUUUUAGCAAUGCCUAAGAAAGUCGUAUUCUGUAAUUUCCGAAAGUUUCAAGAAGUUUAGUCCACUUUGAAAAACGAGAUUUUUUGAAUUUCAAUGCGUUAAAUUGCGGCCAAUCCUUGAAAACAUGGUUCAAAAACCUACUAGGGUCCUCAAAAAGGCAUUACUUUUCAUUUUUUAUAAGUUUCGGAAUAGUGACAUUUUAUACGAUGAAACAUGUUUUUCCAAAAAAGACCUCAAGGAGCCGUAUUUUACAAAUUUCUUUUCAGAAAACGCUGCUCCAGCGUGGUACCAGAUGCCGGAACGUCCUGAAAAUCCAUAUGUAAAUACACGAUCGCCGUAUGGCCCUCAGCCAGACAAGCACACUUUUGUUCCCGUUCCCUCGCCUUUCGAAUUACCCCGACCAAGAACUCCGCUUGAAAUGGCAAAUGGGCAUAUCGUGGAUGCCGCCCAAGAGGUUGGUUUGGAAUUUUGUGAACCUUAAAAUAGCUUGAUUUGACAAUUUUAUACGAUAAAAGCUUUCUGUGAGUAUUUCAUCGUAUAAAAUGGCAAUAAAACAAAACAUUUUUACAAAAAUUAGAGACUCCAGCGCGUCUUAAAGCCUAAGAAUCCAAUUUACUUUUUUAUUUUUGAUUUCGGAAUUAUUUUAUACGAUGAAACCUGUCUGGACACGUUUUAUCGUAUGAAAUGGUUCUAGGGAGGAAUAUUCAAAAACCAACUGGCAUCAAAUACAUAGUAUAGCCUAAAAAAGCAAUUAUGACCGGACUUUUGUUAUUGGUGCCAUUUUAUACGAUGAAACAUGUUCACGCGUGUUUUAUCGUAUAAAAUGGCACUUUUUCCUCUAGGCAAGAAAAUUCGAAUAUUUUUGGAUUUUUCAUGGUUUUCGAAAUGGGCUUGGUCUUUUAAUAACUUUAUAUUCGAUUGUCUAUAACUGGAAAGAACAAAAUAAUUUUUAGUCAUCACUUUCUCUGCCAUUUUACUCAUUUACCCCUCAAAAAAUCUUUUUUUUUGCAUGUAUCUUAAUUUCAAACCACACUUAUGUUCCUUACGUUCAUUUUUAUUUCGAUUUGUUUCCUUAGCCCCACAUCAACGGCUUUUUCCGCACCCUAAACGGCCAAGUCACCAACCUCGAGCGUUAUAUGCCGCUUCUGGCCAAAAAACUUGGAGUUACCACCUCCACCACUACCCGCACCACAACUCCUAGGCCCACAAAAGCUGCGAGAAAGUCGAGCAUGUCGUCGCGAUCGCGUCAAAAGGCAUCCUCAACCGAAAGACCUUAUACGAGACGAGGUUUGGGGAAUGUCGAAAAAUGCUGGGAUUGCUCUACGGUAACGGUCCAAUUAGUGACAGCUACCCCAAUGGCGACGCCUAUGAGCAAACGGAAGCUGAAGAUUGUGAAAAAGCCGAGGAAUAACAGGGUUACAACUAAAGAUCCAUGGGUGAUCGAGCUGACCAAGGAGCCGAAGGAGAAAUGGCCGAGUAUGCAGGUCACCACAAAAGAUCAUUGGAAUCGAUUCACCAUUGCGACGAGAGCUACCACCAGCCGGCCUCAGGAGAGUCGCCAAGUGCCUAAGGGCAAAGGAUUGAGUAAAAUUGAUAAAAAUGGAAAAGAGAUCGAGGAAAAUGAAACCGCCCAAAAAAUUGGCGAAAAAUCAAAAUCGACUGGUAAAUUAACACAAGCCGGAGUUACGGUUACUCCAGAACCUCCUGAGGAACAUACUGAUGUCAGCACUAAUACAAAAAUCGAUGUGAAAACAAAGGAAUAUACGAAAUUAACAGUGUCCGGGAAGUCCUCGGGCUCCGGCCGUCCGGACAUGAUUUUGGAGACGAAGCGGACGGUGAAGAACGGUGGCGUUUUAACAGAUCUCAAAGGACCUCUGGAGAUGUUGAAUAAAGCCAAGAACGGAUGGACUCAUAAAGAAAAUCGACCGAAAAUCGACUGCCCCGAGAGCAAUGUCUCGCCCAUCGAAGUGGCCAUUGUUUGGGUGGGUGAUAUACAGUAACAGGGUGACAUAUGACAUGAAGUGUGUGGUAAACCUAAUUGUCAUGAUGUGAACUAACAACGCUUUUGACUUGAUGUCCAUAUUCGGAAAGAGCGAUGAGAAAACGAAAUUUUUUGAAAAAUGAUGACAUUUGGAGCUGUGGUGAAGAAAAUGGAUUGGCAUGGUAAAAUAAGGAACUAAUGGAGUUUUAUUUGCUAUUAUAGGACCUUCUAAGGCCCCUAUCAUCUCUUUAAAAUUUCUAUUUUGAGUUUGCAGUGCUUGGUUUGUCAUUUCCGACCUUGUUUUAGACAUCAAGCAGAUCAAAGUUGAUAGAUUUUUUUCUAAAGAAGCAAAUUAUGUUAUGCCAUAUUAUCAUAGCGUUUGAAUUAGCAGAAAAUUAUCUUUCAACCCUAAAAAUUUCAUGCUAUACUCUUCAGAACUGAAGAAGUUACGGUUGUUUUUUUCAAAAAUCAUCCUUUUUGAAAAAAUGGCUGUUCGAAAUUUCACGACUACUCUAAUAUAAAGCGCUCUAGAGCCCUAAAAUUUAUAACGUAUACUCUCUACUAUAUAUUCUACUAUUUCCAAAAGCUCUGAAGUGAUAUCUAACAUUGUUUUCUUCUAGAUUGUCACUCAAUUCAAACACAAGAGUAAUGUAAGUUCAUCUUCUUUGAUGUGUAAUAUCUACCGUUGUAGUGUGUGAAACAGCGUAAAAUUUUAAUUUAAAAUACGCCACAGCAUGCUUUCACAUCUUUACUAACAAUUCUUUACUUUCAGGCCAGUACCGAGUUGAUCGAAGCCAUUAAAGAGGCGCUUUCAAAGUUCCGAAGCACUCUGACGGCGAGACAAAUGGCUCACCAGCCCGAACCGCAUGCUGAUAUUGCCGAUUUGGGCAGGGAAUUGGAGAACACUUGGACUCAGCUGAAAGAUAGUAUGUUUGGAUUUUAAAAAUAUGCCUUGCUUUGUCCUUUUUUAAGUUCAAAAAUAGCAAAAAUUUUGCGAAAAAUAUUAAAAAUCGAAUAAAAAAUCUGAUUUUUCAUGCGUAAAAAGAAACAAAUAAGAUUGUAAAAUACGUCACAGGACCAAAGAUGUCAUUCUUCCUCUAAAAAUUUCAAAAAAAUUAUAUUUUUUGGGCUUCUUUUAUAUUACACUAGAUCUGAUCCCUAAAAUAAGGUCCGAAUCCCCCUUUAAACUUUCUCAAACUCUUUCAGGCGGCUUCCUAGAACGUGCCGUGGCCGAACUCGCGUUGUCCGACCCUCAAAUCUCCGGGCAUGAGGGUAUUGACACCGACGCCGCUGCUCGAAAAAUCGACGAACUUUGGCGGGAAGCGAUGUUGGCAUCGGCCGUAGGACAAAUGACAGAGCCCGACCCGAUCAACCGACCCAUGUACGAUGACGUCAGAGGAUAUGAGCAGCCAAAACGGGAAAUGGUGGGUGAAAUGAGCAAAACAUUAAUUUAGAUGAGGUCUAAAGUAAUAUUCUUGGAUUUUUGGUAUUUUUUGGAAAAAAUUUUAGUUGAAAUGGAUCUCAAAAGGCUUCAUUAAACUUUCUGAAGUAUUUUGAAGGCUUAAAAUCCCGUUAAAUCUUCCAAAAAAGUUCAAAUCCUCAAAAAAUCCCAGAAAUCCUCAAAAAACACCAAAAAUCUUCAAAAAACCCCAAAAAUUUACCUCUAAACUUUCAGCCAGUAAACUGUCAUCAAUUCUCGUUGUUGUGCAAACUACUGCGGCCAUUUACAAAGUGA